AUGGGGAAAGCAAAGAUUGCGAUAAAGAGGAUAGACGAUUCAGCAAACAGACAAGUGACUUUCUCAAAGAGAAGAACUGGGUUGCUCAAGAAAGCAAGAGAGCUUGCGAUCCUCUGUGACGCACAAGUUGGGGUCAUCGUCUUCUCCAGCACCGGCAAGCUCUAUGAAUAUGGAAGCUCCAGCUUGAAGUCAAUUAUUGACCGCUACAAUAAACACAAAGAUGAGGAACAACAUCCGCUUAUGAAUCCAGCUUCAGAAGCCAAGUUUUGGCGGAGAGAAGCAACAGUCUUGAGGCAACAACUACAACACUUGCAGGAACUGCACAGGCAAUUCACGGGUGAACAACUUUCUGGUCUGGGAAUCAACGAAUUAAAAAGCUUGGAAAAUCAACUGGAGAUGAGUUUGAAAAAAGUCCAGAUCAAGAAGGAGCAAAUUUUAGCUGAUGAGAUUAAAGAGUUACAACACAAGGGACAUCAAAUUCGCCAAGAAAAUGUACAACUCUACAAAACAAUGGAAGUCAUUAGUAAAGAAAAUGCAGAAUUACAGACGAAGAUUUCUGAAGCAAGGGUUGUGAAUGACGAAUAUGGGAAUCCUAAUAACCCUACAUGCACUAUUGAUCUCCAGCUGAGCCAAUCACAGUCUCAAUGUAGUGAAUCACCAACCAAAGCAAUGGAGCUGGGAUUACAGCUGCUUUAGCAUAAGCUCUUGGACAAUCUAGGAUUCUUAACGCCACGCUGCCACCAACUUUCCUGUAAGAGGUGUUUCCUCAGGAAUCAUUUCUGUCAUUGUUAUAAUAUAAGGAUCAAACGUAUUAUAUCGGCUGUGUCUCUGUAAAUUUUAGACAAUAAUACUACCAAAUGUGCCAAGUGUUGAAUUAUAUAGUAUCCAGAUUUGUUGUGAUCAAAUGAAUGGAAUUUGACCUGUCUACCUUUCAAUGAAAUAGCCAUAAAC
Neltuma alba is the source of this 951-nucleotide messenger RNA. RefSeq names its product agamous-like MADS-box protein AGL21. NCBI's taxonomy places the organism in Eukaryota, Viridiplantae, Streptophyta, Magnoliopsida, Fabales, Fabaceae. The transcript is spliced from 8 exons. The coding region runs from base 1 to 696 and encodes 231 amino acids. Gene Ontology annotation, cellular component: nucleus. The record is from RefSeq and is a predicted model, not a curated record. Gene Ontology annotation, molecular function: RNA polymerase II transcription regulatory region sequence-specific DNA binding; protein dimerization activity; DNA-binding transcription factor activity. Gene Ontology annotation, biological process: positive regulation of transcription by RNA polymerase II.